This is a messenger RNA of Nothobranchius furzeri (turquoise killifish), 591 nucleotides long. RefSeq names its product natriuretic peptide B (gene nppb). Gene Ontology annotation, cellular component: extracellular region; cytoplasm. Lineage: Eukaryota; Metazoa; Chordata; Actinopteri; Cyprinodontiformes; Nothobranchiidae. Gene Ontology annotation, biological process: neuropeptide signaling pathway; negative regulation of systemic arterial blood pressure; receptor guanylyl cyclase signaling pathway. The record is from RefSeq and is a predicted model, not a curated record. Gene Ontology annotation, molecular function: hormone receptor binding; hormone activity.
CAGCCACUGGACAAAAUUUCAUCAGAACAGCAGCUGGCAGAAACAUGUAUCUACCCAUCAUUCCUCUUUGCAGCCUUUUCCUGAUCUUAAACUUGCAGCUGUGCAGCACGAAUCCCAUCCACUCUGGCCUGACUGACACUGACGUGAACGUCCUUAAGGUGCUUCUUCACAGACUGGCUGAGUCAUUAUCAGAGAAUAGAUUGGUGGACCAGGAUGUCCUAUCGGAAACGGAGAGUCUCGAUGGCAUGGGUGAUACAGAAGAUGAAAAACAGCCACCCAAUGGGCUGGAUGAGGCAGAAAUCAGAGAAUUUUUCUCAGCAAAGAACCUAAAGAGCCUCCGAAAUGACUCCACCAGGAGAUCUUCUGGCUGCUUUGGGCGACGGAUGGAUAGAAUAGGCUCAAUGAGCUCUUUGGGCUGCAACACAAUUGGCAGAUUCAAUGAAAAGUAAAGAUGAAGUCUUACCAUCCCAAAUGCUAGAACUGCGAUGUCUGUACCUACACCUAUUUUAAAUUAUGUCCUAUUUAUUUAUGACUGUUUAUUUGUUGUUACGACUUUCAAGAACACAUAUUUCAAAUAAAAUUGUUAGUGAU